Messenger RNA from Kockovaella imperatae, 2500 nucleotides. Its product is annotated as sulfate transporter family-domain-containing protein. Gene Ontology annotation, cellular component: membrane. Gene Ontology annotation, molecular function: secondary active sulfate transmembrane transporter activity. The transcript is spliced from 4 exons. NCBI's taxonomy places the organism in Eukaryota, Fungi, Basidiomycota, Tremellomycetes, Tremellales, Cuniculitremaceae. The record is from RefSeq and is a predicted model, not a curated record. Gene Ontology annotation, biological process: transmembrane transport. Bases 104 to 2368 code for a protein of 754 amino acids.
UAUAUUUAAUAUCAUAUGUAUGAUCGCUGUUGUAGACCUGCGUCCAAUUUGAAUCUGGAAUUCCUCGCCAUUGACCAUAUUGUCCACCGCUUUGGGCAUCAUCAUGACUGGUGGAGAUUUCCAGUCAAAAGUGGUCAGAAAGACUAGAGAGUACCUGGGGUACUCUGAAUCUGAUCCAGAGACCAUCACAGUCUCAUCGUAUAUAGGAUCAAAGACGCGAGCGGCGGGUCCAGUCGGACGAGACUACCUCAAAAGCUUGUUUCCAUUCAUACAAUGGGCUCCAAGGUACAACUUCACAUGGCUCUAUGGAGACUUGGUAGCCGGAAUCACCGUCGGCAUGGUCCUUGUGCCACAAUCAUUGUCGUACGCGAAAUUGGCUCUUCUUCAACCUGAAUACGGAUUAUACUCUUCCUUCAUCGGUGUCUUGACCUAUGCUUUCUUUGCGACCUCCAAAGACGUCAGUAUCGGCCCUGUGGCCGUCAUGAGUCUUGAGACGGGAAACAUCAUUGCCAAAGUCCAAGAGAAAUUUGGAGAUUUAUACAGCGCGCCACAGAUCGCAGUCUGUCUGGCAUUUAUUUGUGGCUUCAUCGUCUUAGCUAUUGGAUUGCUGAGGAUCGGUUUCAUCGUUGAAUUCAUUCCUCAACCCGCCGUCUCUGGGUUUAUGACUGGUUCAGCUAUCAAUAUCGCCGCUGGCCAAAUCCCAGCUGUCUUCGGACUGGCAAAGCGUCUCGACACUCGAGCAGCGACGUACAAAGUCAUCAUCAACACGUUGAAGAAUCUGCCACACACUAGCUUGGACGCUGCAUUUGGUCUCACCGCUCUAGCAUUUCUUUACGGUGUCAAAUGGACUCUGACCUACCUCCCCAAACGUUAUCCCAAAUUCGCUCGUCCUGCUUUUUUCCUCAUGGCUCUCCGACAUGCCGUCAUGAUCAUUGUCUUCACCAUUGCCUCCUGGAGGAUCAACGUCCACGAGAAGAAGCCCAGAAUCGCUCUCGUAGGAUAUGUUCCUUCAGGAUUGAGACAUGUCGGACAGCCAUACAUCACUGGCCAGCUCUUGGGUGCUCUUGGUCCUCAUCUGCCAGUCGCCACAAUCAUCCUCUUGCUUGAACACAUUUCCAUUGCCAAGUCUUUUGGCCGACUCAACGGAUACAAAAUCAAUCCUAAUCAGGAGCUCAUUGCUAUCGGGGUCAAUAACACCCUCGGAUCAGUCUUCUCGGCUUACCCUUCCACCGGGUCGUUCUCUCGAUCAGCUCUCAAAGCCAAGUCUGGAGUAAGGACUCCCGCUGCCGGUAUCCCCACCGGUAUUGUCGUCCUCGUCGCCUUGUAUGCCGUCGCUCCAGCUUUCUACUGGAUCCCCAAUGCCGCGUUAUCCGCUCUAAUCAUACAUGCUGUCGCUGAUCUCGUCACGCCUCUCAAACAAUCCAUUGGAUUCUGGCGAGUAUCACCCUUCGAGUACCUCAUCUUUGUCGGUGCCGUCCUCUGGUCAAUCUUCUACUCCAUCGAAGCUGGUAUCUACUGGUCUCUCGCUUCGUCUGCCGCUCUGCUCCUCGUUCGAAUCGCCAGACCAAAAGGUCAUUUCCUCGGACGUGUGCGAGUUCAACCUGAGAACCCCGAACUAGGAACCGUCCGAGAUGUAUUCGUGCCUCUCGACAACGAAGGCGGAAUGACCAACCAAGGUGUCGUUGUCGAGCCACCUCCCCCGGGGAUCAUUAUCUAUCGGUUCGAAGAAUCAUUUCUCUACCCAAAUGCGUCACACAUCAAUGACAGGAUCAUCGAACACGUCAAGGCGACAACACGACACGGCAAGCAUCUUGAUGGCGUGUCCAAAGGAGAUAGACCAUGGAAUGACCCGGCUCCGUCCAAAGCACAGGCUGAGAAGGAUCGACAACUCAACGGCCAAAAGCCUAGAUUACGCGCUGUCAUCUUGGACUUUGCAGCCGUCGCUAAUCUCGAUACCACUGGUGUUCAGAAUUUGAUUGACACGAGGAGAGAAGUCGAAAAAUGGGCGGAUAGAAAGGUUGAAUUCCACUUUACAGGCAUUCUCUCCCCUUGGAUUCGAAGAGCCUUGGUCGCUGGUGGAUUCGGUACUGGGGAAAGUAGCUCUAAACAUAUGAUCGAAGUCGCACCGGUUGUUCCCCGGGAUGACUCAAACUUCCCAACGACCGAGUCUUCCGACAGCCAACAAUCGUCUCCGGCAGAAUCUUUCAAGGACAUUUCCUACUCUCCAGAGCCAAAACCUUCCGCCGAACUCGCCAAGUCAGACAGUGAAGAGACCCCGCGACGGUCUACUGGAGUCUCGUUAUUAGAUCGUGCGACGCCAUUCUUCCACUUUGACCUGGCGGAUGCACUUCAGUCGAUAGAAGCGUAGAUUGUUAGAGAGGAGGUGAGACAAUGAGUUAAUCAGAAGGGUAAAUAUUUGGGCAUAUCAGGUAGACAAUGAUAAGAGGACAGCCGUUCGCAUGUCGCGCGUGACUGUUUAUGAAUGCACAUGAUGAUGACG